AUGACCUCCAGUGAAAACCAGCUCCUGUGGCCCUUAGCACUCGCGGUCACUGGAGUCAAGCCCAUACAGUGCAUAGUGAGCUAUACUGAUUUUUGGACAUUCUCGAUUCUUGUUUUUUCUCAGCCGAUAGUUAAAGAAGAGAUUAAUUGUUGUAUGUACUCCGACAAACGACCAAAAGUCAGCACGCCCGAGAUACCCGCGUACUCCAACCUGAUUCCCGAAUCGUGUUCCGUUGACAGUCCAGAGAUUCCGGUACCUGGCUAUUUUAGACUAAGCCAAACUUAUGCGACGGCGAAAACCCAGGACUAUGACAACGAGAUGAUGAGCUCAAACACGACGUUAAUGCAGCUGAACAGGGUGACUCCAAAAGCGCAGUCAACGCCCUUUGUCGAGGUGGAAAGGAAGAUCCCGUACGAACGGGAAACCAGGAGCUCUUCCCCGGCGCAGAGUCCAGAGCCCAAAGCCAGCACACAGGAGGAGAAGAACAGCUCUACUGAGGCAUCUGUCUCCAGCCCUGAAUUGCCACACAGGGAAAGGAAAGAGCCCAAAAGCGACACACCGACUAGCAACUGGUUAACUGCGAAGAGUGGAAGGAAAAAAAGAUGUCCAUAUACAAAGCACCAGACCUUGGAAUUAGAAAAAGAAUUUUUAUUCAACAUGUACCUGACUCGGGAGCGCCGUCUAGAGAUCAGCAAAAGCGUCAACCUCACUGACAGACAAGUGAAAAUCUGGUUUCAAAACCGCAGAAUGAAACUUAAGAAGAUGAGUAGGGAAAAUCGAAUCCGUGAACUUACCUCCAAUCUCACAUUUUCGUGAGCAUGCGAACAAGUGUACUUCCUAAAAUCACCCCCUCCUUUCGGCCCAUAUAGUCUCCUGUAUAAUGAUGACAUGAGGGCAGUGGACACUGUUUGGGUUACUUUCACGUUCCAGUAUUGCUAUUUGUGGGUACAUUAUUGUCAUUUGUUGCUACAUUCUUGGUUACAUUUAAAAUGUGAAUUGCCGUGUAAUUUUAAUAUGUUCCACAGGGUAUAAAAGUGUUGUUAGGAUUUAACCUUGUUGGGUGUGUCAUUUCCAGAGGGGACAGAGCUAAACUGUCCCAGAAACUGAUGUGCCUAAAAAAAAAAAAUGCUUUGAACAUGAAAGCACAUUGACAGUGAAUAGUGUCCAUUCUUCCUACAGUAAAGUGGACAUUUAUCUGGCAUCAUUACAUAUAAAAGUUUCUGUAUAUUGAAUGUUUAAAUAUGUCUUAUCAGUGCAUGUUUGUGGCAUGUGGU
Xyrauchen texanus (razorback sucker) is the source of this 1274-nucleotide messenger RNA. Its product is annotated as homeobox protein Hox-D10a-like. Gene Ontology annotation, cellular component: nucleus. Gene Ontology annotation, molecular function: DNA-binding transcription factor activity, RNA polymerase II-specific; RNA polymerase II cis-regulatory region sequence-specific DNA binding. The transcript has 3 exons. Lineage: Eukaryota; Metazoa; Chordata; Actinopteri; Cypriniformes; Catostomidae. The coding region runs from base 1 to 816 and encodes 271 amino acids. Gene Ontology annotation, biological process: regulation of transcription by RNA polymerase II. The record is from RefSeq and is a predicted model, not a curated record.